Molecule: messenger RNA, 1388 nt
Organism: Amaranthus tricolor (Joseph's coat)
Lineage: Eukaryota; Viridiplantae; Streptophyta; Magnoliopsida; Caryophyllales; Amaranthaceae
Product: hydroxyproline O-arabinosyltransferase 1-like
Exons: 8
Coding region: 84-1178 (364 amino acids)
Molecular function (GO): glycosyltransferase activity
Source: RefSeq, a predicted model, not a curated record
GCCAAACAGAGACAAUCAAAUAAAUCCCCUGUAAUUCUAUUUCCACAAAACCAACAUAAAAUCUUAAACAACAAUCAAAUAAAAUGGGAUAUGGACUCUUCCUAAAAACCCUACUAAUCACAUUCACAGCAGCAAUAAUCACAUACAACAUACUCAUUUCCUCAAAAACACCACUCCCAUCUUCCAUUUUUGUCGAUUCUUCAAAUGACCCAGUUAUUAAACUUCCUAAAAAUAGAAAAUCCCAAUUGGGUUUAUCCUCAAAAAGACUAUUUCAUACUGCUGUAACUGCUUCUGAUGGUGUGUAUAAUGCUUGGCAAUGUAGGGUUAUGUAUUAUUGGUUCAAGAAAUUUCAAAAUCAACCCGGCUCGGAAAUGGGCGGGUUUACUAGGAUUUUGCAUACGGGUCUAGAAGAUAAGUUUAUGGAUGAGAUUCCUACUUUUGUUGUUCAACCUCUUCCUCCUGGGAAAGAUGAGGGAUACAUAGUUCUGAACAGACCUUGGGCAUUUGUGCAAUGGCUUCAACAAGCAGACAUUAAAGAAGAUUACAUACUAAUGGCAGAGCCAGACCACCUUAUUGUGAAGCCUAUACCUAAUUUAUCCCGUGUUGGACGUGGAGCAGCUUUUCCUUUCUUUUAUAUUGAACCUAAAAAGUAUGAAUCUGUACUUCGGAAGUUUUUCCCGGAGAGUAAGGGGCCAAUAUCAGAUAUUGAUCCCAUUGGUAAUUCUCCUGUCAUUAUUGCUAAGGAUUCCCUCCGGAAGAUAGCUCCCACAUGGAAGAAUAUUUCAAUCGAAAUGAAGCAUGAUCCCGAGUCCGACAAGGCUUUUGGUUGGGUUCUUGAGAUGUACGCUUAUGCAGUGGCGUCUGCCCUUCACGGCGUAAAGAACAUCUUGUACAAAAAUUUCAUGAUUCAGCCUCCAUGGGACACAGAAGUGGGUACAGCGUACAUCAUUCAUUACACUUAUGGAUGUGACUAUGAUAUGAAGGGUCAGCUAACAUAUGGAAAGAUCGGAGAAUGGCGAUUUGAUAAGAGAUCCUACGAGGAUGCUCCUCCUCCAAGAAACUUGACACUUCCACCACCCGGUGUUCCUCAAAGUGUGGUGACGCUUGUAAAGAUGGUAAAUGAGGCAACAGCAAACAUACCUGACUGGGAUUCAUCGAGAUUUGCUUCAAUCCGCUGAAUUACAGCUUAACAUAGAUCAAAAUAAACAUAGUAAGAGAUUCUUGAAGCUAAAUAAUUGUUUGUAUUGUUAUUUAGCAAAUUUAAUUUAUGUUGUAAUGGUCCAUAACUUAAUUUGUAAUAAACUGAAAAUCUUUUGAAUAGCCUUUUAAGACUUUUGCAUGAAUAUAGCAAAUUUCCCAUCCAAGUUGGCAUCUGCUGAGAUUUUGAU